Molecule: messenger RNA, 207 nt
Organism: Emiliania huxleyi CCMP1516
Lineage: Eukaryota; Haptophyta; Isochrysidales; Noelaerhabdaceae
Exons: 1
Biological process (GO): protein ubiquitination
Molecular function (GO): ubiquitin-protein transferase activity
Source: RefSeq, a predicted model, not a curated record
GAGCCGCCGGACGAUUUCUUCUGCCCAAUCACGACAGAGGUCAUGAGCGAGCCGGUGAUGGCGGCGGACGGGCAGUCGUACGAGCGGUCGGCGAUCGAGCGCUGGCUCGCGACAAAGUCGACGAGCCCAUUGACAGGCGAGGCGCUCGAGAACACUGGCCUCUUCCCCAACUACUCGCUCCGCCGGAUGAUCCGGCAGUGGCAGGAG